Molecule: messenger RNA, 396 nt
Organism: Fulvia fulva
Lineage: Eukaryota; Fungi; Ascomycota; Dothideomycetes; Mycosphaerellales; Mycosphaerellaceae
Product: Ecp15
Exons: 3
Coding region: 1-396 (131 amino acids)
Source: RefSeq, a predicted model, not a curated record
AUGGCUUAUCUCCGGUUCUUCAUUGCCGCUACUAUGCUUCCAGCAUCCGUUUUAGGAGCAGCCGAGUACGCCGCUACAUUCUCCCGCUGCCCUGGUACUACGGAUGGCGUUGGCCGCACGUGGCUUCCAGAUGACAAUCGGUGUGCGUGGCUCGCUUUCGACGCCGGGCCAUACGACGUAGGCGUUCACAGCCCCAGCCAGCCGCUCAUCACGUACAAUAGUUACUGCUGUCUUUGGGACCAUGGGAUUUCAGCUUGCUACUACAACACUCGUUAUCAUGGUGAUAUCAAUUCAAAGGCAGAAUGCGCUCAGGAUACUGCUCCUUGCGCCUUCUUUGAACGGCACCCCGGUGUUGAUCAUGGUACCGUCAGUUCUCAGGCCAGGGGAACAUGCUGA